Messenger RNA from Temnothorax curvispinosus, 3877 nucleotides. It is a transcript of the gene TBCD, whose product is annotated as tubulin-specific chaperone D. Gene Ontology annotation, biological process: post-chaperonin tubulin folding pathway; bicellular tight junction assembly; adherens junction assembly. Gene Ontology annotation, cellular component: lateral plasma membrane. Gene Ontology annotation, molecular function: GTPase activator activity; beta-tubulin binding. NCBI's taxonomy places the organism in Eukaryota, Metazoa, Arthropoda, Insecta, Hymenoptera, Formicidae. The record is from RefSeq and is a predicted model, not a curated record. The transcript is spliced from 17 exons. Bases 126 to 3587 code for a protein of 1153 amino acids.
CUGGAUCUGUCAAAGUCGUACUACGUAGUUACAGGUUACAGUUAUCCCGCCGACGGCGAAGGUUUCGUCGUGCGGUUUGUGAUCCGCGCGAGUCACGCGUGCCGAGCGAGUGGCAGCCCCGGACGAUGGUGUUAAACGACGGCGCGGACAUCCCGGAGAGGGUGGGAUGCGGCUUCAGCACGUUCAAGGAGGUGGACGAGGUGACCACCCUGAUCGCGGAGCUCAGGCGGCCGGAUCUGGUGGAGCGGAACCGGGACCGCUUCAACUUCAUCCUCUCCCAGUACCAGGAUCAGCAUCACCUCCUGGACCCGUACCUCGAGCGGAUCCUGGAGUCCUUGCUGUCGAUCACCAAAGACGAGGACUGUCCGGUGAACGUCAAGCACAACGCGUUCAAAUACCUGUUUAUCAUCAUGUCCGUGAAGACGUACAAGAGGAUCGUUACUUAUCUCCCGCACGAGGUGGGGGACCUCUUGCCUGUGCUACGGAUGCUCGAGAAGCAGGACCUGAACGAUGUGGAGACGUGGGAGACUAGAUACGUCUUGCUCAUCUGGUUGUCCAUCAUCUCUAAGAUACCGUUUCCUCUGUCUCGCCUAGAAACGUCUGAGAAUAUAGAUCCAGACCAGACUAUUAUUGUCAGAAUUUUGAAAGUGUGCAAGCUAUAUUGUCUGUCGAAAGACGCGUGUGCUGUGGCGGCUGUAUUUUUAAUAGCAAACUUUUUAACAAGAUCGGAUGUCAAAAAAUUAUACUUGGAAGAAAUGAUUAUGUGGUGCUUAAAGUGUAUAGAAAAUGAUCCUUUGAGACAUGGACCUCUGGCUGUAAUAUCCUCAAUAUUGAAGCAUAGCGCUAGAGAAGACGUCAAACCAUAUAGCCAAAUGCUUCUCGAUAAUAUGCUGAAACUCCGGCUAAGUGACAAUCCAACAGAUCUUAUUAGGAAAUUUGGAAUGAAAGUUGUCCAGCGCAUAGGUCUGGUAUUGUUGAGAACAAAAUUAGCAUCUUGGCGCUACCAGAAGAUGAGUCGGCCGAUAAGUAUUAUGCCUAACGUUAAAGCAGAUAUUGAUAAUACUGAAAGGAUCAUUGAUAUUAAAAAGUUAAGUAUUUCAAGUGAUAAUGAAGAUCAGGAGAUUCCUCCGGCCAUUGAAGAUAUAAUAGAGCAACUUGUACAGGGUCUUCGGGAUAAAGCGAUUACCAUAAGGUGGUCCGCAGCAAAAGGUAUCGGCAGAAUAACCGCAAGAUUACCGAUAGAUUUAGCUGACGACGUUCUGGGUUUUGUAUUAAAUCUCUUUUCCGGACGUGAAUCAGAUGCAGCGUGGCAUGGUGGUUGUUUGGCGCUCGCGGAACUUGGAAGACGAGGCCUAUUGUUACCUCAUCGUCUGAGCGAUGUCGUUCCCGUCGUUCUGCAAGCCUUAGUCUUUGAUGAACCUACAACUUAUGGAUCGAUCGGUUAUUUGAUCAGAGAUGCCGCUUGUUACAUAUGCUGGUCCUUUCCGAGAGCCUAUGAUUCGCAUGUUUUCGAACAUUACGUCAAGGAGAUCGCAGCAAUGUUAUUAGUUGUGACAUGCUUCGAUAGAGAGAUAAACUGCAGAAGAGCAGCGUCUGCCGCGUUUCAAGAAAACGUUGGAAGACAAGACAACUUUCCGCAUGGCAUAGACAUACUGACUAUCGCUGACUAUUUCGAAGUUGGCGUAAGAAGUCAUACGUAUCUCAAAAUCAGCGUACAAAUCGCACAAUAUGAAGAGUACACGAAGCCCUUAAUAGAUCACUUAGUGGCAAAGAAAGUGACACAUUGGGACACUGCAAUCAGAGAGCUUUCAGCUAAGUCACUUUUCAAUCUGACGGCAGCUGAUCCACAUUAUAUGACAGAGACAGUACUGCCGACUUUAUUGGACAUGCUAAAUUCUAUCGACUUAAAUGUUAGGCACGGUGCAGUGUUAGCUACUGCGGAAAUUCUCGAAGCUCUAUACAAUCAUUGUAAUGAUGAAAUUGGACAUAUUAUCGGAGACACGGCUGUAGCUGAUAUACAAGAUAUAGUACGAACUUUCAGAAGUAGAGGACAAUUUAAGGGUCUUGGGGGAGAGCUAAUGAAACAAGCUUGUGCUGUGCUAAUUAAGAAAUGUUCUAUCGUUCACUUUCCUAUUCAUUUUACAGACGUCGUAGAUGACUGGCAAAAAUUAUUAGAAGAAUGUUUGAGCCACGAAGUGUCGGCAGUUAAAUUAAAAGCGGCCGAAGCACAUACAAACUUUUUUCUAGAAUAUUAUGUAGAUAUCGAUCAUGACGCCCGAAGUGCUGUAGUUAAUCGUUACCUGGAGUCCUUACAAUCGAGUAGUCAGUCCAUUAGAAUAGGAUUUGCACAGGCAAUAGGACAUUUUCCACUGUUCGUAAUUCGUGAAAGAGUGAAAGACAUUAUAAACUCGUUAAUCACAUGCACUCAUAUAUCUGAGAACACGCUGAAAUGGGCGGAGAGUAGGAAAGAAGCUUUGCACUCACUAACAAUGGUGCUGCAAACGCUAGGAAUUGAUGAACUCGACAAAUGGCAAUCGUUUGUGACAGAUCUGUACAAUUGUUAUUUGUUGGCUCUUAAAGAAUAUACCAUAGAUAGUCGUGGAGAUAUAGGCGCUUGGGUGAGAGAAGCGGCUAUGAUUGGACUGCACGUGUUGACAAACCUAGUAUCGCAAGCAAAACUAUUAUCCGUAUUGAAUGAGGACUUAAUGGCUGCUAUUAUCGGCGGUGUCGCGCAGCAGGCUGUCGAGAGGAUAGAUGGAAUUCGAGCUCAGGCUGGUACUGUAUUCAGUGCGCUUAUACACAGCGAUCCGCCACUUCCAAAUAUACCAUAUCAUAAAGAAUUGAAAGAUAUAUUUCCCUAUAACGAAUGUAAGGAGACUAUAGAAUGGCGAAUGGAAUCUGCAACGUUUCCACGAUUUAUUAAGAUGUUAAGUUUUCCACCAUAUAAAAUAAAUUUGUUACGCGGAAUUAUAUUCAGCGUCGGCGGCAUAAGCGAAUCAUUGGUAAAAUAUUCGAGUGUUUCUUUAUUUACUUAUCUACAAGAGAUCGACGAGGCGGGCUUAAAGGAUUUAUGUGAAAAAAUAUUAAAUAUAUUCGAGGAGAGUCAUAAAAACGAACGAAUGAUAACAUCGAUAUUGGCUUUCUUGGAUCGUUUAUUGAGUUCAGGUUGCAUUCAGUCUGUCUUGGAUGAUGCAGACAAUACAAUCUCAGAACGUAUAUUAACACUAUUGAAACACGAAAUAAAAUAUUCCAGUAACAUGAAAUUGCUCAUUAGCAGUAUACAUGUUUUCUGCCAGUUACUACAGGUACGAGGACCCGUUGCAAAGAGAGCAUUUUGUCAACUGAGUAUAUUUUUGUGUCAUAAAUACACGAGCUUAAGGAAAACAACGGCUAUACGUACUUAUGAGGCGUUGAUCCUUUAUGGAGAGGAAAUGGAUAUACCGGAAGAAGAUUUAUCAAGUAUACUCACAAAAUUGAACGCGACGGAUUGGGAACAGCCAAUCUCAGAUUUACGUCCAAUCCGAAAUAAUUUGUGUGAGUUAAUGAAGGUGUCUGCACCGGUUUUGCAAACAAAAUCAACGAAUUGAGAAAAGGCUUUACGCGUGCGAAGAUUUUAGCUUUUUAUUUUUACGCUUAGAUAGCAUAAAGUGAAACAAAAUUUCAUCACUAAUAUAAUAAACAUUUAAGGUAAAAAAUCUCACAGGCAAAUAAGACUACAAACUCUGUCUACAAUUAAAAAAUAUUGUACAUAUGUACGCGUAAAAACAUAAACUUUUUCUAUCAUGCACAGGCUUAUACAUUCUGUACGAUGCAUUUAAUAAUUUCUAUUACAUUAUUUUAUACAAAAUGAAUAUGUAAAAAAAAAUAUUUCUAAUAU